Molecule: messenger RNA, 1287 nt
Organism: Pygocentrus nattereri (red-bellied piranha)
Lineage: Eukaryota; Metazoa; Chordata; Actinopteri; Characiformes; Serrasalmidae
Gene: tspan7
Product: tetraspanin 7b
Exons: 8
Coding region: 55-804 (249 amino acids)
Cellular component (GO): membrane
Source: RefSeq, a predicted model, not a curated record
GGAGCCCGGGCGGAGAGGCGCAGGCAGGCUGGAGCGCAGCAGCUGCGCCGUAGCAUGGCAUCGAGGAGGAUGGAGACCAAACCCGUGAUAACGUGCCUCAAAACGCUGCUCAUCGUCUACUCCUUCGUCUUCUGGAUCACAGGGGCGAUCCUGUUGGCAGUGGGAUUAUGGGGGAAGUUCAUGCUGGGUCCAUAUAUCUCCCUGAUUGCCGAUAACUCCACUAAUGCUCCGUACGUUCUCAUCGGCACCGGGACCACCAUCAUUGUCUUCGGCCUGUUCGGAUGCUUCGCCACCUGCAGAGGGAGCCCAUGGAUGCUCAAACUGUAUGCGAUGUUCCUUUCCCUGGUGUUCCUGGCAGAGCUGGUCGCUGGCAUCUCCGGCUUUGUUUUCCGUCACGAGAUUAAGGGCACCUUUCUGAGGACCUACAAUGAGGCUGUGCAGAACUACAACGCACAGGAUGAGAGGAGUCUGGCUGUGGAUAACGUCCAGAGGAACCUGCAUUGUUGUGGAGUGUUGAACUACACCAGCUGGUUCACCAGUGUUUAUUUCCCUGUUAAUGGAAUCCCCCCGAGCUGCUGCGUCAACAUCUCCGACUGCAAUGCCUCAGACUUACGCAACGCUACCAUAGCACCCAGCAAAGUGCACCAGCAGGGCUGUUAUGAGCUGGUGACUUCCUUUAUUGAGACUAACAUGGGCAUCAUCGCUGGAGUGACGUUCGGAAUCGCCUUCUCACAGCUCAUCGGGAUGCUGUUGGCAUGCUGUCUGUCACGGUUUAUCACUGCUAAUCAGUAUGAGAUGGUCUAGCAGAGCAGGUGCAGGGACAAGCGGAGAGGGCAAACGUCAGACGUGGACACCUGGGAGGGACGCCCAUGAAACUAGCACACUCCAUUCUUCUUUCCUUUCUUCUUCUCCUCCCUCUCUCUUUCUCCUCUGAUUGCCUUUCUCCCUCUCUCUCUCUCUCUCAGUAGUGCAUCAUUCCUAAUCGUGCGUUUUUUGUGCCGCGAUGGAGCUUCUCUUUCGGAACCCUUCACUUUUAACGCUACACCAACACGACCGUCAUCUCGCCGCUGUGGCCCUCAGCGCUGUAUAAAGCCAUGCAUGCAGUUACACUCCAUCGAGUCUUUAGAUCCAACCUGCAUUUUUAUCAAUUAACCACAUGUAAUUGACUUCAGUGCGUCGUAGGUUUAGCUCGAUAUGUUUUUCAAAAAGGAAAAAAAAAAACAUGAUCAUUCGUUUUUCACACGGCGGCCACGUUAAUUCUUACAUCACGCUCAGGGUGGGAGGACG